AAAAGCUUUUACAAAACUCUCUUCAAGCACUCAAAUCAACAUUGUGACCUAACUUAAAAACUAUUAAAGCCACCCAAACCAACAGGCCAAAACACAGCACCCCCUUCUCUCUCCAUCUCUCUCUCUCCAUGGACUACAAUCUGAAGCAAUGGAGAAACCAGUAUGAGUCAGAACAACCACCUUCUGCGAAGAUACCAAGACUACUCCUUGAAUCCCAUCAGCAACCAUCUGGGUCUGCCCUUCCAUUGUUUGUACCUGAACCCAACAGCAGGAUCAGCAACCUGUCAGCAUUUCCAGAUUCAACAACUACUACCAGAUUUCCCAGAAUGGGAGGUUAUUUCAGCUUGGCUCAGUGGCAGGAGCUUGAACUUCAAGCUUUGAUUUUCAAAUAUAUGUUAGCAGGGGCUGCUGUUCCUCCUGAACUACUUCAGCCCAUAAAGAAGAGCCUUCUCAGUAGUUCUGCAUGUUAUCUUCAAUACCCUUAUCAACAGUAUCAGCACUAUCAGCCUUCAAUGUUACAGUCAGGAUACUGGGGAAGAAGUGUUGUAGAUUCUGAGCCGGGCAGAUGUCGGAGAACCGAUGGAAAGAAAUGGAGAUGCUCAAGAGAUGUGGUGGCUGGCCACAAGUACUGCGAGCGCCACAUGCACCGAGGCCGCAACCGUUCAAGAAAGCCUGUGGAAAUCCCCACACCUGCCACCGCAACAGGUGGUGGCUUGAAAAACACCAUUCCUGUUGCUGCUUCGCCCUUGACAGCGGUGGCUAGUGGGUCCCAUUUCGCUCUUUCGGGGUCAUCACCUUCGAUAGAUCUAUUUCAACUCAACCAAAGAUCCUCAGAAGGUACUGGUGGAAGUGGGGUCCUUGUUGAGACCCACCAAGACAAAGUUUCUGCAGAUGGGAGAACAGAUGGAAGGAUCCUAAGGCAUUUCUUCGAUGACUGGCCAAGAUCACAUCAAGAACCCAACAGUGUUGGCAGCAAUGCCAGUCCAACCACUUCCACAACCUGCCUAUCCAUUUCCACUCCGGGGAAUGCCACAUCGGACUUCUCCUUGAAACUCUCCACAGGCAAUGGAGAUGAGUCUGGUGGGUCUCGAGAUGUGAAUGUUGGAGGGGAGCGGCACCAGUUGAACUGGGCGUCAGGAUGGGGGACACACCCUGUUCCAUCGAUGGGCGGGCCGCUGGCUGAGGCUCUGCGGUCUUCAACCUCCAAUUCUUCACCCACGAGCGUUCUGCAUGAGUUGCCACGAGCUACCACCAUAUCUGAGACCAGUAGUGUUAGCACCUGACUUCAAUCUCACUUUGCAUUUGAACCGCGAGAACCCUGUUUUAUUUUUUUUCCCUCCUCCCCAUUUCAUGGUUUGAUUGAUUUCAGAUUUCAGGUUGGUUGGUUCAUGGUGAGACUCGGUUUCUCUUGCCCAGCAACGUUUUGUAAAAAUUGUCUUAAAUCAAUUUUCUUUUUAUCUUUCUAAUAAUGUGUGGUGUGUGAAGCCGGUGGAUUGGUUGAUGAUUGUUGUUGGGUUAGUCGAGACUGGACUAUUAGAGGGGAAUGUUGUGUUGCUUUGAAGGAAGCCUUGAGCGGGUAUGUUAUGCUCUGCUUGUGGACAUAUCCAGUUAUCCACCAAGAGGCUGCAGAGUCCUGACUGACUCUGUGCAGAUAUACUGACCAUGUGUAUGCUGGGUCCUCCUCCCAUAAUGCUCUGAGGCUCUCCAAUGGGCGGACAUCAAGUAAAUUUACAACCCAUUUUAACUUUGUGGGUAAGAAAUCAAUUUACCCCCCCAGCUUACCCUAUUGUGUUUGUGGGUUAGCCAGUUACCAUGUUUGGGCCCACCUCUUUUUAACUUUCAAGUGGGACCAGUAGAUGCCUCUCUUCAGCAGCCGGCCCGCCGGCCCAUCUGUAUGUAUUACUUGUGUGGGACUGUAGAUUAAUACAAGCCUCAUAAAAAGUAGUCUGCAGUUUGGAUGAGAAGUAACCAGGGAGGAGGAAGAUGAGUUUUUCUUGCACCUUCAGAGAAUGUAACAAGGUUGCAUUAUUGACUAGCAAUAAUCAGCUAUUGAAAUUGAAGUUGUUUUCGUCCUUCAAAUGGAUUCGUGCUUGUGGUUCAA
Messenger RNA from Nelumbo nucifera (sacred lotus), 2101 nucleotides. It is a transcript of the gene GRF3, whose product is annotated as growth-regulating factor 3. The record is from RefSeq and is a predicted model, not a curated record. Gene Ontology annotation, cellular component: nucleus. Gene Ontology annotation, biological process: regulation of DNA-templated transcription; developmental process; DNA-templated transcription. Gene Ontology annotation, molecular function: ATP binding. NCBI's taxonomy places the organism in Eukaryota, Viridiplantae, Streptophyta, Magnoliopsida, Proteales, Nelumbonaceae.